This is a messenger RNA of Pseudoliparis swirei, 2498 nucleotides long. RefSeq names its product leucine rich repeat transmembrane neuronal 1 (gene lrrtm1). The coding region runs from base 157 to 1710 and encodes 517 amino acids. Lineage: Eukaryota; Metazoa; Chordata; Actinopteri; Perciformes; Liparidae. Gene Ontology annotation, cellular component: plasma membrane. The transcript has a single exon. The record is from RefSeq and is a predicted model, not a curated record. Gene Ontology annotation, molecular function: protein binding.
CUCAUUUAGAGCCCCCCCCCUCCAGCUCCCCGUUUACUGAGAUACACGAUUGCAACACCACAGAUUAUUAACGCGGUGAGAUACGAUGUGAUCGCUGCAGAGACAACAUCCAGAGAGGUUCAAUGGACAUCUUCUCAGAGGCAUCUCUGGAUAUUUAUGCUCAUGGAUUUCCUUCUCAUUGGACUGUACUUGAAGUGGCCCCUGAAGAGGCCCCCCGGGGCGGCGCUGUGUCUCCUGGGGGUGGCCCUGAGGGCGCUGCCCCCGGUGGGGGCGGCGUGUCCCCGGCUGUGCCGCUGCGACAGCAAGCUGCUGUACUGCGAGGGGCUGAACCUUACGGACAUCCCCCGCAACCUGAGCAGCGCCCUGGGCCUGUCCCUGAGGGACAACAGCCUGACGGAGCUGCGUGAGGGCCAGCUGCCGGGCCCCUCGCAGCUCACCUGGCUCUACCUGGACCACAACAGCAUCGGCGCGGUGGAGGAGGGGGCCUUCGAGCGGCUGAGGCGGCUCAAGGAGUUGGACCUGAGCAGCAACCGGAUCCCCGCGCUGCCCAACGGCACCUUCAGGCCCCUCCCCAACCUGCGCAUCCUGGACCUCUCGUCCAACCGGCUGCAGGCGCUGGAGCCGGACCUGUUCCUCGGCCUGAGGAAGCUCACCAACCUGCACCUGCGCUACAACCUUUUGAAGUUGGUGCCGGUGCGUAUUUUUCAAGACUGCCGGAGCAUGCAGUUCCUGGACUUGGGAUACAACCGACUGCAGAGCCUGGCGAGGAACUCCUUCGCCGGCCUCUCGCAGCUGACGGAGCUGCACCUGGAGCACAACGAGCUGGUGAAGGUCAACCUGGCCCACUUCCCGCGCCUCGUCUCCUUGCGCACGCUCUACAUGCACCACAACCGCGCCGCCGUCGUGGUCAACACGCUGGACUGGACCUGGCCUUUCUUGGAGAAGAUCGACCUCUCGGCCAAUGAGAUCGAGUUCAUGGAGCCGCACGUCUUUGAGAGCGCGCCCAACCUCAAGGUGCUGAUGCUGGGCUCCAACCGGCUGCGCUCCGUGGACCGGCGCACGCUGGCCUCCUGGGCGUCUCUGGGCAGCAUCUCGCUGGCGGCCAACGAGUGGGAGUGCAGCCGCAACGUGUGCUCGCUGGCCUCCUGGCUGGGCGCCUUCGCCGGCCGGCGGGACGGCGCCCUGCGCUGCUCCAGCCCCGACGCGGCGCAGGGCGAGGACGUGCUGGAUGCCGUGUCUGCGUUCCAGCUCUGCGAGGACCCCCCGGCGAAGGCGACCGCGGCGGGCCCGUACGCCUCGACAAGGGACCCGGUCCGGGGGGGGUCGGCGUUCCUCGGCCCGUACGGAGGCGAGGCGGUCACCGGCUCUCUCGCGGUCACGGCGGGCCUCGACGACCUGGAGAGCGCCAUGCAGAUCCACAAGGUGGUGACCGGCACCAUGGCGCUCAUCUUCUCCUUCCUCAUCGUGGUGCUCGUGCUCUACGUGGCGUGGAAGUGCUUCCCGGCGGGACUCCGGCAGCUGAGGCGCUGCUUCGGCAGCCAGCGCCGGAAGCAGAAGCAGAAGCAGAGCAUGCAGCAGAUGGCGGCCAUCUCCACCCCGGAGUACUACGUGGACUACAAGCCCGACCACAUCGAGGGGGCGCUGGUCAUCAUCAACGAGUACGGCUCCUGCACCUGCCAACAACAACCUUCUCGGGAAUGCGAAGUGUGACACGGCCUGUGAGGGAAUACAGAACAUCCCUUUGUGGGAGGAAUACUGAGGGAGGGUUUCUGACUGUUUACAUCUCACUGUGACGAGGAGGACUGUUGUGGAUUUACUGCUAUCUGCUGCACAUGGGAGGCCACAGGGGCCGAUGCCAGCGGACUCUAGGACCUGGGGGUGUCCGGCAGCACGGAUGGAUAUUUGAGCUUUAAUGUUUCUUUCUACUUCAGGACAUUUAAUUAUUGUUUAAAAAGAAACGGGACACACUUAAGAAGAAGAAAAAAGAAGAAGAAAACCCAUUUGUAUUAUGGUGAACACAAUAUUUGACAAGCAUUUAAAAUAUUUUAAAAAAUGUUUACGUCAGAUUAAAAAAUGUAAAAUACAAAUGUGUGUAAAAUAUGUUAAAAAGAUGACUGCAAGUGUGGAUACAAAGUUAUAAAAGAUAAUCUAUUUCUUUUGUAAAACUACAAAAUAUCUUUAAAUAAAUGAAUUGCUCUUCCCAGUAAAGUCUUUCUCCUGGAAGACGUGUUGCUGCAGUCACCAAAACAAGAGCUGGAGGCCUCUAGAUCUCUUCUGUGAACUUGUGUUGUUUCAUCACGCUACCUGUCGUUUGUUUCCCUUCAUGUUGCCGAUCCAGAGGAUCCAGAGGAUCCAUCACAAUGCUCCUCCCCGGGUCCAGGUAGCGACUCUCCUCUGGACCCGGGCCCAGCAGAAGCUUCAGGAAGAGCCCCGUGUUCACUGUGUCCAUGUGAUGUAAAUGUGUGUUGAAUACAAGGCCACGCCGAGGCGUGUGUGUC